Molecule: messenger RNA, 390 nt
Organism: Echinococcus granulosus
Lineage: Eukaryota; Metazoa; Platyhelminthes; Cestoda; Cyclophyllidea; Taeniidae
Exons: 2
Coding region: 1-390 (129 amino acids)
Source: RefSeq, a predicted model, not a curated record
AUGCCAGUGAACGCCACGGAGAAAAGCAAUGAAACCGAUUUUCCUACAAACUUUACCCUUACCACAUCACAAACAUUGAAUGAGACUGCCGUUAGUACAACGGAGUUUCCGGAGAUCAUCGUUUUUGUCAACGAGUUAAAUCCGUCUGAACCACCAAGCUUGAAUGCCAGUUCCUCGGCCAAAGAUUUUAACGAGAAGUUCAAAAAGGCGGAAGAAGUUGGAGCCAUAGCUGGUGGUGUAAUGGCUGUCAUUAAGGGUGAAAAGACUCACUCACCAACGUUGGAAUGUCAAUGUGCCACAAAGCUUCCGUCAUGUCUCUGUUGGCGUACUCAGCCCCGCAUUCUCAACACUCAUUCUUCUGUGUUGGCCAUCACGGAAGCAGUCGAAUGA